UUUUGGCGGAGCCUGCCCGCAUCGUGUUAGCAUAAAGGUUGCUAAACUGCUUUUAAAUAUACGUGCUGUAAAAUGCCAACUAAGGACGUUAACCAGAAAAAUUCGAAAGAAGAAAAAACUAAAAAAAAGACAUUUUUGGACGAUUCUGAAGAUAAAACGAACGGGCUUCAAAACCUUGACCUUGUACUUGCCCAGUUGUGCUCAUUGGACAAGGCAUUGGAAAACACUCCUAGCGAACGAAAGAAGAAAAAAAAUGACGACCGUUCGAAGAAAAAUUCAGACUUGCAUAAGAAGGAGGUGAAGCCCAGAGCCGAAAAACUUCACGGAGCAAAAGAAUGUGCUAGAAAGGGGGACAGGAGAUCGCAAUGUAAUCAUCAUAAUAAUAAAGAGCACGAUACGGACAUAAAUGCGAACAAAGUGCUGUCCAGCAACAAGCGAACUAAAAAGAAAGAAGAAGCUGAAAACAGCAAACUCGCCUCCGGGCUUGAAACGAAGAUACUAUCGGUCAAUGGUAGCGCUAAGACCGGUGACACGUUUGAAAUCUUUGGUAAGACGGAGAGGCAAAAUGGGAAUACUUCAAAGCUAAAGAAAGUCAAUAAACGAACUGCGGAACUGGAUUGCGCAAUAACCAGGUUCCGGUCGUGUGAGUCCUUUCCUUGUGGUGGCAGUUUGAAUGGAAAUGCUAAUUGUAAGACAGCUACCAAAAACAUUCUAAAGUUGUAUGACAGCGCUCACGACAUAAACUACGAGGAGGAAGCGCUUAGACGAAACUUGAGCCUUAUGAGUUUCAGUGGUAGCUGUGAGAAGAGACCUAGAUCAAUAAACCGGCUCCACAAUACUGAUAUAAUGAGAGGACGGUGCGUUUCAGGUGACAAUGAUGGCCCUGGCGGGGCGAGUAGCCUCGAUAUAGAAGGUGCAGUCGAGAUCAAGCAAGGGGGUUCUGAAUAUCGUGUUCACAGCGGCUUUAGAUCCUCAGGCGAGCCAUUAUCGCAAAUUAGCGGCCUUGGUAACGCUAGCUCGAAAUUUGAAGCAGUGGCUAGCAUUUGCGACUGCGCAUCGGCUUAUGGUGGCAGCUUGAAUGUUGAGGCUAUUGAAGUUGGUGACUCUAAGAAACACUCUUUGGAAGAUGGAAAGAAGACCAGUGGGGAUAGUUGCAACGCAAACCGUUCCCCUGACGAAAACCAAAUGAAUUCGGAAUCUAAGACAGGACGGGCCAGGUCGCGAAAAGACGGUAGCGACCGAAGAAGCAGUCGAAAGAAAACCUCCAAAAACCGAGAGUCUAAUUGUGCAGUCGAAGAUAGAAUCACUCGCGCAAUUGUGGAAACUAAAGCAGGAGAUGACGCGACUUCUAAGAGAAAGAAGGAACGGAAUGAGGAAAGAGCAAGACGUCGUAACCACCGUGCCCAUGAUGUGUCCGGUUUGUCACACGGUUCGAAGUUAAACGGAAGCUUAUUGGCGUCUGAACUUGAAGCGAAAAUGAAGAUUUCAAGCACGAAGGCGAUCAGAGACAUUAGUGCAGUCGUGCGUCCUGAUUCGAGGCUGGGAAAGACGGAUUCUAAAUCUCACCAUUCAAGUCGAAAGUCGGAGAAACGGAAGGACAAAACGACCCAUCGGGUGACCAGAAAAGAAAAAGAGGGUUACCAUCACGAAAGCCGUAGAGUUUCUUCCGACGAGGGUCUCCCGCGAUCCCCGCCGCAAACAACACCGAUUUCUCCUGCGUGUAUUACUACAUCGAGUCCGCACCAUCACGAACUACUAUCCCAGUCUUCGCCUUCCAUGCGACACUCAAAGUCCGGGAGUCAUUCGACUAGGAAUUAUUCCCCUUUAAGCAAAGUGUCCAAAGAAACGAAAAGCGGACGAAAUGACAUUGAUCGUAGAGAAAGAAGUCGGAAAGAUGCGAAACACCAUGAUGAAACUAGGUCGAAGCAGAAAGGCUCGCGAAUUGCGGAAUCUUUAAAAUGGCACACCGAAGUACAGGCGGCGCAGGUCACGUUGAGACCAGAACGGCGAAGUACGAAACAAUCUAAAAAACAUGACCAACGAGACAGUUCCCGAAACGCUGGAUGUAAUCAUUCAUAUAAAAUCCACAAAUCUACUAGUUCGUCGAGGUCAUCCGCGUAUACGUCUUGUUCGUCCGUUUCUCAAUGCUCGGACUCGUUUUCGGGAACUUGCUCAAGUCCGUCAUCAUCUGAAUCCGACCGAGGUGAUUACAAACUUCGUCCGCACGUAUUGCGCAAUGGCCAUAAGGCGAAAACAGAUAGCAGGAGUGCGUUCAGACACAACUCUGGUGCCCGGGAGAAACCAAGUCGAGAGGACAGACGGGGUUACAGUCAUUCACCAACCGCAGAACAAGAUAAGCAGACUUCUAAAAACAAACGAACUGACACAUCUUCGACUGUCUUCAGACGUCGGCAGAGACACAAAGAAGAUAAACAUAACUCAUCAACACAGCCGUUACACAAAACCGGGGACACCGGGUUCGGACCCCGCCGAAGACCAAAAGACGUCCCCGCGGAAAACGAAGAAUACAGUUCAAAAUGGCAGCACCAUAGACUUGUUGUGGUGUCACAGAAGCCUACCGCCGAAUUUUUAAGUGGAAAGCCGCAAAACUCGAGAACACCACCAACGAAUAAGCGCAGGAUAAGUCCUCAACAAAAGACGUCUUCAAGUGAAGAUACGGAAAAGAAAUCACCCACAAUCCGUGACUUAUACUCGUUACACAACGUCCUUUCCGACACGCAAAACGGAACGGUGAUCUCAGGAUACCGUCGCAGUGACGGAAUGCGAGUAGCCAUCAAACGAAUUUCAAAAGCCGCCACAACUCGUUGGGGUUGGCUUGGUGGGAAAGUAGUUCCGCUUGAACUCGCCUUACUUUGUCAAGUAAACGAGGUUCGCUGUACUGGUGUAGUGGAGAUAGUAGAAUGGCAUGAGACAACAGAAGCCUUUCUGCUCGUGAUGGUCAGACCUCAUCCGGCUGUUGAUCUAUAUGAUUACGUUAGCAAGCACAAGCGAGUUAAGGAACCAUUGGCUCGACAUAUUAUCCGUCAAUUGAUCAAUUGCCUUCAACACUGUUUGAAACAUGGGGUACUUCAUCGGGAUAUUAAACUCGAAAACAUUCUCAUAAACCCAGAAUCAAUGGACAUUACCCUUAUCGACUUUGGCUGUGGUGAUUAUGUCAGGAGUGGACUUUAUAAAGAAUUCGCGGGCACACCUGAGUACUAUGCACCAGAAUGGUUCCUACAGAAGCAAUACUACGGCGAAGGUCUUACUGUGUGGAGUGUGGGCGUGCUGUUGUAUUCCUUGCUUUGUGGCUCGCUGCCUUUUCGUUCGGCGAAAGACAUCACAGAAAAGGAAAUUACCAAGUUUCCGAACGACAUUUCAAGAAACGGUCGCGAUUUACUUGCAAGCCUAUUGCAGAAAAACCCUCGCGAUAGAAUAAAGCUGGGAGCAGUGAUGUUUCAUUUGUUUUUCAAAUAUGAAAGGGGUCCGAACGACGGAGUAGGAUCUCCACUGUACCGAGAUGGCGUUUAAUUGUCUUAGAAAUUUGUGCUAUCUUUGUCAUGGUGCAAUUUAUAAGCCGAAAAAUGCCGUGGCGAAAUCAGUACCUUUCAAGUUUCUUCAGUACUAUUUUGCACUUGCUUUGAGUUGGCGCCAAAAUGCAAAUCAAAGCAACAAUAUGUACGUUCUGCUGCAUAAGUUAUCGAGUGUAUUUUUCACUGUCGAUCUUCUUUUUUGUUUAAAAUGUACGCCUGCCGCAAAUUGUAUGCGCGCAAUAAAAGAAAUGGAAUUACAA
Molecule: messenger RNA, 3793 nt
Organism: Ciona intestinalis (vase tunicate)
Lineage: Eukaryota; Metazoa; Chordata; Ascidiacea; Phlebobranchia; Cionidae
Source: RefSeq, a predicted model, not a curated record